AUGUGGCUCGAUGUGGCCUGGGAUGGCAGUCUACCGUCCCGGCGAGCUUUUCGCCCAGAUCUUGCCUCAGCGGUGGUUGAUAGGCGCGGGAAGGUAAAGACAUGGAGCGCAGCGCUGCACUUGCUUCGGGAAGCGUCUCGAGCGCGUGCGAAAAUCAGCGCGGGCCAGUACGUGGCGACUGUCAGCGCGUGCGGACGAGGGAAGCAUUGGGAGUUGGCGCUGUCGCUCUUCAGCGAAAUGCGUGCAACAAAGGUGGAGUCCAACGUCAUCUCUCUCAUCUACAGCGCUGGAAUGAGCGCGUGCGAGAAAGGCGAGCAGUGGCAGCAGGCUUUGCGAUUGUUAUGUGAGAUGUGGGAUGCGAGGGUUGAGCCCGACGUGAUCUGUAUUACAAUUCCGGUGGCUGCGGGCUCUGGGGCUGCUGAGCGAGAUGUGCGAGGCGAGUCUGGAGCGACACGUCAUCCCUACAGCGCUGCGAUUAGCGCGUGCGAGAAGGGCGAGCAGUGGCAGCGGGCCCUGUCGCUGCUUACCGAAAUGUGGUCGGCGAAGCUGAAGCCCAACGUCAUCAGCUACAACGCUGUCAUAAGCGCAUGCGGAAACGGCGAGCAGUGGCAACGUGCCGUAACUCUGUUAAAUGAGAUGACAGCGGCGACGUUGGCGGCCGACGUUGUUAGCUACAGUGCCGGGAUUACCGCGUGCGAAAAGGGCAAGCAGUGGCAGCGAGCUCUUGCGCUACUGAGCGAGAUGUGGGAGGCGAAAGUGGAGCCAGGCGUCACCUAUCUUCAGCUACAACGCUGCGAUCAGCGCAUGCGAGAAAAGCGAGCAGUGGCAGCAGGCUUUGAUGCUGCUCGACGAGAUGUGGGAGGCGAAUGUGCUCCCCAAUGCUAUCAGCUACAACGCUGGGAUCAGCGCGUGCGAGACUCAGUGGCAGCAGGCUUUGUCGCUGCUCGGCGUGAUGAGGGAGGCGAAGGUGGUACCCGACUCAGCUACAGCGCUGCGAUCAGCGGGAGCGAGAAAGGCGAGCAGUGGCAGCGGGCGCUAGCACUGCUGGGCGAGAUGCGGGAGGCGAAGCUGGAGCCCGACGCCAUCAGCUACAGCGCUGGGGCCAUCGCUUGCGACAAGGGCGGGCAGUGGCAACAAGCGUUGAGCAUGCUCAAGACCAUGCGUUCGAGAAAGGUUGAUGUUGAUUUUUGUACCUACGGCACUGCAGCCACCAUGUGCGAGCAAGGGGGGCGAUGGAUCCAAGUGCUGUCGUUACUCGCGGAGAUGCGUUGCCGAUUGUUCGGACAAGCUGUGCGUUCCAGUUGUAUCGCUGCACCCAGCGCAUGCGACAUGGGCGAGCAAUGGUAG
This is a messenger RNA of Prorocentrum cordatum, 1347 nucleotides long. NCBI's taxonomy places the organism in Eukaryota, Dinophyceae, Prorocentrales, Prorocentraceae. The record is from the annotation of a GenBank genome assembly.